This is a messenger RNA of Leishmania braziliensis MHOM/BR/75/M2904, 603 nucleotides long. RefSeq lists its product as hypothetical. The transcript has a single exon. Bases 1 to 603 code for a protein of 200 amino acids. The record is from RefSeq and is a predicted model, not a curated record. NCBI's taxonomy places the organism in Eukaryota, Euglenozoa, Kinetoplastea, Trypanosomatida, Trypanosomatidae.
AUGCCCUCUGAGUCGAAGAAAGCCAUAGACGGCGGCUCCUCUGGGGUGGCCUCCACAGCGGCCAUCCCAGGGGGACCAUUGAAGCACCACCGUCUGCCUUAUCGCCGCCCUCUGCCCCCCUUUCUCCCGCUCGUCCUUUUGUUUUUGCUGCUCAACUACCUCGCCUUUGCAGUUGAGGUGGAUGACAAGGAGGGGGUGGUGUUGCUGCCUGAGUACGUGCAUGGGAUCGCCAUGAAGCGCGACGCGCUGCGCCAAGCUGCGGCCGCCGGCCAGGUACUGACGGAACCGAUCCCCUUCAACGUAUUUCUCUUUUUUGAAGAGAGCGUGAUGGGGACACUGUUCCAGGUAGGCCGCUUCCUUUUCCGCAGCCACUUCGGCAUUCAGGUGGUGUGCGUUCUCGCCUGGCUGGUCCACCUCUUCGAGCUCGGCGUGUGCUUCCGCAUCUGCUGGUCUUGCAACGCAUCCUUCCUGGUGGCGUUACGUUACAUGUACUGCACUUGUGUGGGCGGCUUUACGCAGCUUUCGCCGCUUAUCCAGGCGAGGGACGCGUGGGUGAGAGAGAUGCGUGCCACCGAGGAGCUGAAGUCGAAGAAGUCUCAAUGA